AUGUCGGCCAAAACCUACGAGUUCAAGACAGCCCUGGUCACUGGCGGAGGAGGUGGCAUCGGCAAAGCAUUAUCGCAACAGCUUAUAAAGGAUGGGAAAAAGGUUAUCAUCGUGGGUCGAACCGAAUCGACACUGAAAGAGACCGCCAAAGAUAUUGGGGCCACCGCAUACUACGUGCUGGAUACGGGAGACAUUCAGUCGAUUCCAAAGUUCGUCCACAAGCUCAUCUCUGAGCAUCCAGAUGUCGACUGCUUGAUCAACAACGCCGGAGUACAACGACCUAUUGAUGCGAAUAGGCAAGAUCCAAGCGAAUUCCUCGAGAAAGCGGACCGGGAGAUCGACAUCAACAUCCGAGGCCCAAUGCAUCUGAUCUUGCAGUUGCUCAAGCACUUCAAAUCGAAACCGAACGCGCUCAUCGUGAACGUGUCAUCAGUCCUUGGUUUCGUGCCUUUCAGCGUUGUCAAUCCCGUAUACUGCGCUACAAAGUCCUGGAUGCAUUUUUGGAGCAUGAGCCUGCGAAAACAGCUGGAAGUGGAGAAGGUGAAUGUUGUUGAGAUCGCACCACCUAUGGUCGCCACAGAUCUUCAUCGUGAGAGAGACAACCCAGACGACAACAAGAAAGAGCACGCUCCACAGACCAUGACGACGGACGAGUUCGUGGAUGAGGUGAUCCAGAAGUGGAAGAAGGGCGACACGUUGAUUACGGCAGGACCAGGUAAUAAGAUCAUUAGCACUUGGGAGGACAGUAUGCAACCUCUGUACGAAAAGAUGGCGCACUAA
This is a messenger RNA of Didymosphaeria variabile, 780 nucleotides long. RefSeq lists its product as uncharacterized. The record is from RefSeq and is a predicted model, not a curated record. Gene Ontology annotation, cellular component: membrane. Lineage: Eukaryota; Fungi; Ascomycota; Dothideomycetes; Pleosporales; Didymosphaeriaceae. The transcript has a single exon. The coding region runs from base 1 to 780 and encodes 259 amino acids.